AUGUCAGAAGAUGAGAAUGAAAUGGAGCAAUAUGGUGUCUCCGAUGAUUCAUGCUUAGCUUUCCAAGCUCACGAUCAAGAUGCUUUCACAGUUGCCAUUUGUAAAGAUAAAUAUAUAGCCUCAGGCGGAGAGGAUGAUAGAGCAUUCUUGUGGGAUUGGGGGUUAGAAUCUGAAACCCCUCUCAAGAUAGAACACAAAGACUCUGUUUUUUCUGUGGGUUUUAACCAUUCCGGUGCUCUUCUUGCUACAGCCGAUCUCUCUGGUCUAGUGAUUAUCACCAACACAGCCGAUGGUUCAAUCAAAUACUCGCUGGAAGAAACUGGUGACUUGGAAUGGGCUUUGUGGCACCCCAAGAAAAACUUCUAUUUUGCUGGAGCAAAAGACGGUACAACAUGGCUCUUCGAUCUUACCGAUGACGAGGCUGCUUUCCCUGACUUCAAAACUUAUCCCUCUCAUGGGGCUGUGACUACAGUGGGUUGCUGCACGCCUGAUGGCUCUAGGUUACUAGUAGGAUACGAAGAUGGCAUGCUCAAAUCUUUCGAUAUUGACAACGGUACAAGUCUCUCUAAGUACAUUGGUACUUCUGUUUCAUAUAUAGCUCACCACCCCACUCUGACUAUUACUUUUGCCGGAACUUUGGCUGGAAAUGUUUAUACCAUGAAUACCAAUGCCAAGGACGGUCUUACUGUCUUCAGCACAGCUUCAGCUGACGAGAAUCCUGUACGCAUGAAACCAAAAAAUGACAUGGACGAGGAAGAAGAAGCAAGUAUAACUGAAUCUGUUGAAGCCAUAGCAGUUUCCGAGAAAAAUAACUUUUAUGCUGUUGGAAGGAAUGACGGUAGCAUCAAGGUCUAUGAUGUUCAACACUCUUCACCUCGAAGCGUCAUCCGAUCCCCUUCAGGAUUGGCCAUCAAUAAUUGUCUCUGUGUCUAUAGAAGAGACAAGACCUUAUUGCUUGCGGGUUCGGUAGAUGGUACUGUUAAACUCAUGGACCCUAGAGACGGCGCUGUUGAAAAGGAGUAUGGCUGUGGUGGAGAUGCUGUUUUGGAUAUGAAAAUUCUACGAAUGGAACCUUUGAAGUUUAUAGCCAGUUGUUCCGGAGGUAUGCUGAGAGUCUUUGACGACUCUGUAGCUACUGAAUAA
This is a messenger RNA of Auanema sp. JU1783, 1143 nucleotides long. The record is from the annotation of a GenBank genome assembly. NCBI's taxonomy places the organism in Eukaryota, Metazoa, Nematoda, Chromadorea, Rhabditida, Rhabditidae.